CCCUGAACGAGCAGGAGAAGGAGCUGCAGCGGCGGCUGAAGCGCCUCUACCCGGCUGUGGACGAGCAGGAGACGCCGCUGCCGCGCUCCUGGAGCCCGAAGGACAAGUUCAGCUACAUCGGCCUCUCGCAGAACAACCUGCGGGUGCACUACAAAGGUCAUGGCAAAACCCCAAAAGAUGCAGCGUCAGUGCGUGCCACCCAUCCAAUACCAGCAGCUUGUGGCAUUUAUUAUUUUGAAGUAAAAAUCGUCAGUAAGGGAAGAGAUGGUUACAUGGGAAUUGGUCUUUCUGCUCAAGGUGUGAACAUGAACAGGCUGCCAGGUUGGGAUAAGCAUUCGUAUGGUUACCAUGGGGAUGAUGGACAUUCAUUUUGUUCUUCUGGAACGGGACAACCUUAUGGACCGACUUUUACAACCGGUGAUGUCAUUGGCUGUUGUGUUAACCUUAUCAACAAUACCUGCUUCUACACCAAGAACGGACAUAGUUUAGGUAUUGCUUUCACUGAUCUACCGCCAAAUUUGUACCCCACUGUGGGCCUUCAGACACCUGGAGAAGUCGUCGAUGCCAAUUUUGGGCAGCAUCCAUUUGUGUUUGACAUCGAGGACUACAUGCGGGAGUGGAGAACCAAGAUCCAGGCACAGAUCGACCGUUUCCCUGUAGGAGACCGAGAAGGGGAAUGGCAGACCAUGAUACAAAAAAUGGUUUCGUCCUAUCUAGUGCACCAUGGGUACUGUGCCACCGCAGAGGCCUUUGCCAGAUCCACAGACCAGACCGUCCUCGAGGAACUAGCUUCCAUUAAGAAUAGACAAAGAAUUCAGAAAUUGGUGUUAGCAGGAAGAAUGGGAGAAGCCAUCGAAACAACACAACAGUUAUACCCGAGUUUACUUGAAAGAAAUCCUAAUCUCCUUUUCACAUUAAAAGUGCGUCAGUUUAUAGAAAUGGUGAAUGGUACAGACAGUGAAGUGCGGUGUUUGGGAGGCCGAAGCCCCAAAUCUCAAGACAGUUACCCAGUUAGCCCUCGACCUUUUAAUAGUCCAAGUAUGAGCCCUAACCAUGGGAUGAAUAUUCACAGUUUAGCAUCAGGCAAAGGAAGUACUGCACAUUUUUCUGGUUUUGAAGGUUGUAGUAAUGGUGUAAUAUCAAAUAAAGCACACCAGUCAUACUGCCACAGUAAACACCAGUCAUCCAACCUGAAUGUACCAGAGCUGAACAGUAUAAACAUGUCACGAUCACAAGUUAGCAGCUUCCCCAGUAAUGAUGUAGACAUGGAAACAGAUCACUACUCCAAUGGGGUUGGAGAAGCAUCGUCCAAUGGUUUCCUAAACGGCAGCUCAAAGCAUGACCACGAAAUGGAAGAUUGUGACACUGAAAUGGAGGUCGAUUCGAGCCAGCUGAGACGCCAGCUGUGUGGAGGAAGCCAAGCGGCCAUAGAGAGAAUGAUCCACUUCGGAAGAGAGCUACAAGCCAUGAGCGAGCAACUAAGGCGCGAGUGCGGCAAGAACACAGCAAAUAAAAAAAUGCUGAAGGACGCCUUCAGUUUGCUAGCUUACUCAGACCCGUGGAACAGCCCCGUCGGCACUCAGCUGGAUCCGAUCCAGAGGGAACCUGUGUGCUCCGCUCUCAACAGUGCAAUAUUGGAAACCCACAAUCUGCCAAAGCAACCUCCACUCGCCCUAGCAAUGGGCCAGGCCACACAAUGCCUAGGACUGAUGGCACGAUCCGGCAUCGGAGCCUGUGCCUUUGCCACAGUGGAAGACUACCUACAUUAGCUAUGCAGUUACAAGAGCUCACACGUAUAUUGUGGCAUAUAGUCAACAUGGAAGUAGACCAGCUCUGCUGAUUUGAAAUUUAGAUUUUUUAAUUAUGUACUGGGGACAGGUUUUUGUCGCUUUACAUUGCUUCCUAGUUUACAGCAUGAUGCAAAUGAUUUUCUAACUUAGUGUUAGGAGAAAUUAUUUUCCAUCUUUAACCUCUUAGUUAUCUAAGAGUUUAAUAUUACUGAAUUUCAGACGUUCAAAUUGAUCAUUACAAAUCCUUUAAAACAAUUACCUAAAAGAAACCAAAAAGUCCUGCCUUCUUUGGGGGAGGGGAGACGGGGUAAGGAAGCGGAACAGGUUGUGUUUGUGUUAGCAUGUGGGUGAUGUAAACUUCAAAUUGGGAGAUGUUCCGACCCCCCACUCCCAUAUAAGCAUCCAAUCAGUGUAACUUGCAAAAUGCAUAAACAUCCGACAGUUUGAAUUUAUAGUGUUGAUGGAAGAAAUCAUUUUUAAUGUGUACUGUAAAACUUGAAAUACUCAGGAGCUGAGUGAAUAUGUUUGUUGCUACUUACAAUCCCGACCUGUUAGUCCCGGUAGUUUUGUUUUAACAUGGUCUUUUUCAACUUUGUUUCCUGUUUAACUACAGACCGUUUCUGUUGUAGACUCACAAGUUUAACUGUUGUAUUAUAACAGUAUUACAUGUCAACAGUGUGGUUAUGACCUUUAUUUAUAUAAAAACCAAAUAUUUAGUCAAUUUACCGUGUCUUAAUUUAAUCUUUGUACACCUUCCAUUUUUAAGUGCUUAAAUGAGUACUAUAUUGCAAUAAAAAUGUAGUGAUAUAAUUAACCAGCCAUUAAAAAUUUACUUCUACAGA
Messenger RNA from Echinops telfairi (small Madagascar hedgehog), 2632 nucleotides. RefSeq names its product RAN binding protein 9 (gene RANBP9). The record is from RefSeq and is a predicted model, not a curated record. Lineage: Eukaryota; Metazoa; Chordata; Mammalia; Afrosoricida; Tenrecidae. The transcript is spliced from 14 exons. Bases 273 to 1769 code for a protein of 498 amino acids. Gene Ontology annotation, cellular component: cytoplasm. Gene Ontology annotation, molecular function: protein binding. Gene Ontology annotation, biological process: cytoskeleton organization; cell surface receptor signaling pathway.